This is a messenger RNA of Cylicocyclus nassatus, 429 nucleotides long. The record is from the annotation of a GenBank genome assembly. Lineage: Eukaryota; Metazoa; Nematoda; Chromadorea; Rhabditida; Strongylidae.
AUGUGGAGGAAAAAGAGUUUCACGAUAGCGGAACUCAUUGCUGCUUGCACGGGUCACGAAUACAUUAGGCCACCACCAAGAAUGCCUCUAAUCAUAAUAUCCACCGAUAUAACGGAGGAACAGCUGAUUAAGAUGCUCGAAAAAGCAGUGUACGUGGAGAUGUGUAUCGAAAUCAAUCGCUCCACAUUCAAAAGAUUGCGAAUGCCAAAUUUGAAGGAAAUCACAUGUCAACUAGGCCUCCUUCCUAUUUUGCCUGAGUUCGACGCUUAUUUGAAGAAAAUUUUGAUUCCAUUAACAACAACAUAUUCAAAGGGAGAACAAAUUGUACGAAUUCAACGACUUCCUUCGUUACCGUAUACCACCAUUGCUGAUUUACAACUACGGUGUCCACAAUGCAGUAUCAUUCCCGACUUCGGUGUUCAAGGCUAA